Paramecium tetraurelia is the source of this 510-nucleotide messenger RNA. RefSeq lists its product as uncharacterized. The record is from RefSeq and is a predicted model, not a curated record. The transcript has a single exon. NCBI's taxonomy places the organism in Eukaryota, Ciliophora, Oligohymenophorea, Peniculida, Parameciidae.
AUGGAUAAUUUUCUUAUUGAAGGCAAAACCGAUGAGACUUACUCCUUGAGGAAGCUAUUGAAAUAUUAUGGCUACCUCUUUGUCACCUCUAUGUUUGUGAGUUUCUUGGGAUCCAUCAUUUACAUAGUGCUCUUAGUAGAACUAUAUACAACUUGCAGUGCGUAGACAGGAUAACAAGUGGCCAUCACUUAGUUAAUUUCUUAUAUUUUGAAUGGAGUGUUUUCGUAUGCCUGUCUACAUUUGGUCUCGCAAUCCAAAACCAUAUGUUAUGUGAACUUUUCAGUCAUUUUGACAUUGAUUUCAAAAGUAAUAGCUUUGGUAUUUGCUGCAAUUCUGAAGAAUCGAAAUUGGGGUGAAUGCUACAUAACUCAAGCUUAGGGAGUGAUGCUCAUCACCAAUAUCAGUAUUGAGUUUUGCAUACUACUGGUGUUAUAUUACUUCACUCGCAACUUGUACUUCAGAUUAGAGGAGAAACAAUUGAGAGUGUCCUUGAAAUUGCUGUUCGAAUGA